Molecule: messenger RNA, 990 nt
Organism: Paramisgurnus dabryanus
Lineage: Eukaryota; Metazoa; Chordata; Actinopteri; Cypriniformes; Cobitidae
Source: RefSeq, a predicted model, not a curated record
UAAUGGGCAUGUCUUUGGUUACUGUUCGCCUAUGUAUCUUUAAAUACAGGAAACCCUGAAUACGCUGCAGUUAGAAACAAGAUUUUUUGACCAUGAAUACAUUACUUUGGAUAUUAUUAUCGCAUUGUUUCAUACUUAUUAAUGCAGAUUGCAACAAUCAUUUCAUAGGUGCUGGUGAAGCAAGUAAGAAUGCUGUUGUUGGAGAGACUGUGAUACUGCCGUGCACUAAUGUGAUCAAACAAACAAACUGCACAUACACUGAAUGGCUAUCUGUAGAAAAUGGAGUUACUGUUCAGCUGGUCACCUAUGGCAAGAUAAAACAGAACUCAGAAAGGGGAAAGCGAGUGAGUUUGACAUCUAACUGCUCUCUACGCAUCAGUAAUGUCAGAGCUGAGGACUGUGAAUGCUACAUCUGUCAACAGUGGAAUAAGAAUAUAAGCUUAGCAAAGGAUGCCAGAUUGUGCUUGUCUGUUACUAAAGAAACAACAACCACAGCGAAAAAAGAAAAAACAACCACAGUGAAAAAAGAAACAACAACCACAGAGAAAAAAGAUUUAAUGAUAGUGAUCCGAUUAGGGCUGAUGAUUGUUGCAUUAUCAGUAACCACUCUCACUGUUUGGCUUAUAUAUCGAAGAAGAGCACAUAAGAAAGCAUCACUUGAAAACCAAAACAACAUUUCAACAGAAUACACAAUGGUGUAAAAGUUCUGACAUACACGUACACUGUAGUGGAGUAUUUAAUGCAGUAAAUCUAAACAAAGUGGAAGCAGAAGAUCAAGAAACUGUAUAUUCUGCUGUAAAAUGUCAAGGUCUAAACAACUAGUCAAUAAAAACUCAGACAAAGGUAAAAAGCAGUAACUUCAUUUUUAGUCAAAAAGGAGUUAUUCAUAUUUUGGGACAUUCAAGACCUCCUAUAUCAUUUGGAUAAGUAUUGUGAGUCAAUUUUGUUGUUUUGACGAGAAAAUAUCUAUCAAGAAGAAAAUAUCUGACA